UUAGAUGAAAUAUUUUGCACAGGCUGAAAUUGUUAAGACUGUGCAAAUUUUGCACAGGAAAAUUGCCAUGUUUCUCUUGUCUUCAUCUGUGGCAGCCUGGAAAAAUCUAGGAAUUCCCAGACAGGGAUUCUGUUGCUUUCUAAAUGCAUUUUUUGGUGGAAGGAGGUUUGCAUUUGAAAAAUUACAGAUUGAAAUGUUUCUUCUUGUGCUUCUCUCCCCAGGCUUGCUUGCACAAUUAUCGCUGUAUCAGACCCAGCGGUUUCAAUUUGUGGGUAUUGGGGAGAAGGCGGAGAUAUCGUGCACGUCUACAGCUGAAAUAAAAGAUUAUGAACAUUCCUACAAUUGGUAUAAAAGACAAAAUGGUGAAUUUAUACCUUUAAUUGAGAAUUGUAUUGAUGAGAAAAGUGCAGAAAGAUACAGCUGCAGAACUGACGGAAGAAAAUUAAUAUUGGAAAUCCCCAAAGUCCAAAGGGAAGAUUCUGGCCUAUAUCUGUGUGCUCAAAAUAGGUACAGCAGCAUGCUUUUCAGCAAUGGAUCUUCACUGAUUGUUGGAGACAGUUACACCCCGAGCACCUGGGUGAUGCUUUUGCUCUCAUCUGCUCAUCCACCACCUGAGUUUGUGCAGAGCGACCAUCUCGCUUGCGUGGUCCAUGGAGCGUCCAACUUGGUCCAGGUAUCCUGGAGCAUCUCCGGAGAGCUCCAGCAAGAGGGACAGACGCUUUUGGCAAAAAACAGCAGCGGCUCCUUAACCUUCAUCAAUCUUCUUUCCGUCCCCAUGGUGGACUCACAGACGAGCGGGAAGCUGUACACCUGUGAAGUCAGGUUCAAUUCUUCCGGCAAGAGUGUGAAGAAGAGUGCCCCGUUCCCUGCAGCUUCCUCUGCAGACCCUCCUGGUUCUGUUGAUCAAUGCACAAGCUACGAAAUACCCCUGGUGGUCGUGGGCCUGCUGGCGAUGUUGCUGCUUCUCCUGAGCUUCCUUUGGAUCCGGCUCCACCCUUCUGGUCUAGGAUUCCAGCACAGGAUACCUGAACCUCCAGCCUUAGAGUCUGAGACACUACAGGAAGGCAUUUGCUACGCCCAUCUGGAUUUCCCUUCAAGAAGCCAGGAUGGAAAUAAGAAGAGGCGAGCUUCUCAAGGAAAACAUCUCAAGAUCUGAAGGACAUACGACACACUGGGAGACAGUCAAUGGGGAGAGAACUGCUGAAGAAGAAGAAGAAAAUCUUCAACAGGUGCUCCUGCGUUGUUUUUUAGAGAACCAGAGGGCAGAGCUGACGACCAAAGGGACAUAGAAACUGACAUUUUAGGGGGAUAGAAAGCCAGAGGCGUAACUAGGGAAAACGGCGCCCGGGGCAAGCACUGAAAUUGCGUCCCCUCCACCGCCCCCCCAACAUACAUCUGACUGACACACAUGUUUCAGAAAACUUUUAUUUUAAAAAUUUUAAAAAUUACAAAAAUUACCAAAAAUUUCAAAAUGCAAUACAUACUUAGGUUUUUCCUCACAACAACCCUGUGAAGUUGGCUUGUAUCUCAAACAUCAGAAUUAUGAUGCAAUGAUGAUACAUACUACAUUAUACCUAGGUUUUUCCUCACAACAACCCUGUGAAGUUGGCUUGUAUCGCAAACAUCAGAAUUAUGAUGCAAUGAUGAUUAUUAUGAUUAUGAUGCCCCUCCCUCACGCCCUGGUUCUGUUCCUGACUUUCCCUUGUGAGUGACUGUAUUUUAACAAAACGAAAACCAAGGACUCCAAAGUAAUUCGAGGGACUAGGGUGAUAGUGCUAAAGACUCCUUAUUCUUCCGCUGUUAAAGAAAGACUCCCCUUUUCCAAAACCGCGCGCUAUUUACACCAGAAAAGGUUUCAAAUGGAGGGGGAAGCAUUUAUGCAUUUAUGCUUUGUUUUAUGUUACGAUUUCAAAGUUAGAAAAACUAUAAAAGGGCCAUUUUAGAGAAGAUAUGCACUGCCUUAGUUGCAAAUCCUGCUUUUUUGAGAUUCCCUGCAAUUGAAUAAAGCAAUAAUAUACACCUUUGCUAUUUAAAUUGGUUGGAGAGUAUUUAUGACAAUAAAAAAUGAAAUGGCAUUUCAGAUGCAACAUUGGUUGCCUAAGACCACUCAGAUUUAACUAAUCUUCAUCACAUUGACAAA
Hemicordylus capensis (graceful crag lizard) is the source of this 2140-nucleotide messenger RNA. RefSeq lists its product as uncharacterized. Lineage: Eukaryota; Metazoa; Chordata; Lepidosauria; Squamata; Cordylidae. Bases 5 to 1156 code for a protein of 383 amino acids. The record is from RefSeq and is a predicted model, not a curated record. The transcript has 5 exons.